GCAGGUCAGCAGCAAGUCACUUCUGGGCCUGUCGGUGACGGCAUCCCAGUGGAUACCAUCUUCCAUGGAUCAUCAUUGAUCAUGGGGGGUUGACAUGUGCAAGCGCGAAUGCCACGGAAAGCUUGCGACAAUAACACUUUGCAAGGCGCUGAAGCUCCUCGCUCUGGUAUUGAUAGUGUCACUACUGUUUGUUUGGCUGACAACCAUCUCUGCCCAAACAAGAUGUCAUAUCAACAACACUCACGCUCACACUCACUUGUACAGCAAGCAUCGCAUACACUCCAACACAGUCGACAGCGCUGAUCGCCGCUACGGAUCGCCCUGUUCCCUGCAUUCCCGCGCAUCCUACGGUGCCUACCUGCUCGCUUCUCCUCACUUACACGCACAGCUCUCCAGCUUUCGUCCACCAUGAAACCCCCCCAUUUCGCGGGCCUAGCCACCGUCUGCACAUCAUGCCGCACUCUCUCCCUUUUUGUGUAGCACCUCUCUACCAGAGGGAAUACAACGUCAAAACUCACAAUUCACUUGUAACUUGAGAGGCAGUGACAGCAACUACAACGGGCAGCAUCUGCAAACCGAGUGACGUCUAGACCACUGGCCAAGUCCUAUUUCACGCAGCUCCUCCCAAGUCCUCCCUCCAACCCUCCCGACUCACUGCUUUGCGACCUGCGGCUUGCGGCUUGCCUGCCGCUUCGAGGACACUUUGCUGUUGAUCCGAAUUGAUUCAAAUAGAUUCAAUACAUGCAACCAACGGGUACAUUGCAGACCUCCGACCGCGAGACACAUUUGCGCCAUGCGGACCAACGGAUCGCAUUUGGAUUGUGUCGUCCUGCCAUCGGCCGUCAACCAGCCGCCGCCCCCCUUUCCGCCCGGGCUUCAACCGCAUCCAGAUCCCGAUAAUUCCACUCGCCGUCUACACUAACGGAACCUGGACCCUCGGGAAUACAAUUUUCGCUGUGUCUCGCCUUUUCUUUCUACUUGCGUAAAGGACAAGAAAUUGUGCGGUCCGGUGGUCCCGGUUCACCCUCCACCGUUCGCCGAUUGAGAAAUACCAAGAGCCCGAAAAGAGCACCAGCAUUUUCCGUGUUCGGCGAAUCACUUACCCAAAGCUGCAACGACGGUUGACAUUGACGUUUGACCACACGACAGCCCGCCCCUCCGAAAAAGAAACAAAAAAGAAUAGAAUAAGCAAGGAAUCGGCGCGCAGACUCUUCUCCUUCCCCAAGACACGACCUGCACAUCACGGCGGCCGGCGCAACGCACUCGCGGAGGGCCUCCCGGGCGGUCUACCUGCAGGAUCUGUGCUGUGCUCUGCUUCUGAGUAGCAAACGCGCAUAUCAGUAUCCCGUACGGAGUACUUCGUCCAUGACAACCCAACCAUACACUACGUGACUACCUACCCUGCUGCCUUAGUUUGAGGAGCUGAGGUGGUAGGAAGAGGACCCUGCAGCUCUUGUCCUCCGAGAAGCUAAACCUCUCUCGGAGUCUUGAGAGGGAAUAAGGCGGGGGUUACCUUGAGCGGACAAUUUUUGCAGUUUGAGUUGGCUACUGGCGGGCUACAGAGUAGCAGAGGCAGACUUUCAACUUGCGCGCAACUAUCCGUACAGAGGCAGAGUGUGGUUCGCAUGGUCUCGGUUCGUCCCUUUUGCAGGAAUAUUGCUUUUUCCUCCUCCUUUUCCUCUCCUCUUGUUCCUCCUCCCCUGUCAACACCCAGUCACAAGCACAUGCUUUCCAACGGCGCGAAUGUGACGGGCUGUUUGUAUCCGCAUCUUGCUGGAAGUUUGCUCUCCCCUCCAGGGGCCCUCCACAAUGUUUGCCUGUCAAUUUGACGUCCUCGCAUCCCCUCCUAGGGCCCUAACGUCGCUUACCGUGGAGAACUUUGAUGUGGCGAUGAGAGGGGGGCUAGCACUCCACGUCGGUCUGCAGGACGUGCAGCUCGCGCACAUUGGCACGUUGUUGGCGCGCAGGCACGACAAACUUGCAACGGUUUGUGACGAGUCAAGACAUGCAUGCCUUUUUCGUUUCGUUGUGUCUUGUUCUAUUUUGCACGGUCAUGUCUAUGAAUUGUGACAUGGAUUCUCGGCUGCGCAAGGUGCCCUAGUUGAGCGCGACUUGGACGGCCGUGACUGUGUUGAAUGUCGUGACAUAUCGAUAUGGAAUAGAGGCAAUGAGUCUGGGAUGCUCACUCCUCGCCGGUUGAUUGUCUCUUGGCGUGGUUUCUGCCGCAUCUUGACUGGAGUGACUAUCGACAUACUCUGACCCCCAAGGGACUCACGAUGAAGUUCGACACAGUCAGAAGUUACGAGGCGCAGGGCAUAUAUCAACCCUGAGAUGGCGACGACCAUCAAUACCUGCUAUGCCAUCAUCACCAGAAAGAACUCACCAUUGGAGGAACGUUUCUAUAACAGAAACACUACUCGCUGCACCCAGAUAACAAGCCCAACAUGUCCUCUAAUAACCCCAACCCAGACCGCCGUCCAGCGCCCACCCACCUCCCUGCCACCCUCACAGAGACGAACCCGUUCUACAUCGACAUGAGCCAAGAACACGUCGCUUCCCGCCCAUCAACACCAACCCCCUCCCGCGCCCCACGAACACCCAAGACACCUUCACCACGUAGCAGCAGCAGCAGCAGCAGCAGCAGCCCCUCCCAAGACUUCAAAACUCCAGAAAGUAAUCACAUCGCACCCCGCACGCGCACCAUCCUACCCCCAACCUCCGCAGUCACCUCCUCAGCCUCCUCACACCGCAGCAUCGACAUGGACGGCGACAUCCACAUGAAGAACACGACCCCAGAAACCCACCCUCACGCCGCCAUCCUCGCCCUCGUAACGCAAACCGUCACCGAGACCUUCUCCCUCGAACGCGCUCGACUGGUAGACGAGAUACGCAGACAGGUCCUCACUGCCCUAGAACGACAGAUCGGACCGCUUGUGAGGGAGAACUUUGAGGCUGCGUUGGCGGAGGCGUUAGAGGAGCCGUUUGAGGAGGCGGAGGGCGGAAGGAAGAGGGAGGUUGCUGUUGUUAGGGUUGUCAGGGAGCGGUUGAGGGGGUUGAGUUGCGAUGGGCUCGUCGAGGUGUUUUGUAAUGAGGAGGUUUUGGGGGUGCUUAGGAGGCUGGUUGGGGUUGUUGAGGCGGAGGUUUUGAUGCAGGGGUGGGAUGUUGUUGGGUAG
Messenger RNA from Colletotrichum scovillei, 3173 nucleotides. RefSeq lists its product as uncharacterized. The record is from RefSeq and is a predicted model, not a curated record. Lineage: Eukaryota; Fungi; Ascomycota; Sordariomycetes; Glomerellales; Glomerellaceae. The coding region runs from base 2445 to 3173 and encodes 242 amino acids. The transcript is spliced from 2 exons.